UUAGGCGAGCUGAUCUUGAGAAGACGUUCAUCAGACUUCAGUCAUCUAUCAACUUCAAAGAUGCCCAGCCCAACGACUCUGCAACAAGUUGGUGGAACAGCAGGUGCUCCAUUUUCAUUUACUGGUAAGAAGAACGGUGCCAGUUUAGAGAAGAUCGGGGUCUGGGUAGGAAAACAGCAGGUGAAGGCUGUCAAGGUUUGGCUUUCAGAUGGCAGAAUUGGGAGCUUUGGUACUCAAGACGGGCCGUAUCAAGAGUACACGUUCAAGACUGGUGAGGGUUUCACCUCACUAUCCCUGUGGGGGAACGAAGCAGGAACACAUCUUGGAGCCAUUAAAUUCAAGACCAGUAAGGGUGGAGAAUUUUUUGCAAAGAUGACGAGCUCGGGUUUAAAACAAGAAUAUCCAGUGGAUGUCGGCUCUGGAUUUUGUCUGGGAGUUGUAGGAAGAGCUGGUGCAGACAUCGACUGCAUGGGAUUCAUGUUUCUCAAUGCAGUUCAAUCAACAGUUCUCACCAAUGUUAACUAUCCCACUCUCCACCAACUGAUACCGCAGGUGAUUGUGGAAGAGAUCAAAUCUGGCUCCUACAUGAAUGAAACCUCCACUAAUCAACAGCAAACAAUUGAAACCUCAAAGAAAGUGACCAAAACAUCUUCAUGGUCGAUAAGUACAAGUUUUACGGAAACAUUUAGUGUGGAAGUGAAGGCAGGGAUUCCAGAGAUUAUAGAAGUUACAAUAGGAUACAGUGUCACUGUUGGAGGAGAAAGUACUUACAGUUAUGAGCACACCGAUGAGAGAACCGAAACCCUGUCUACCACUGUUGAUGUUCCACCAAGAAAGAAGGUGGAUGUUGACAUCACCAUCGGCAGAGCCACGUUUGACCUGCCUUACACUGGCACUGUGAAGAUCACUUGCAAGAAUGGCAGUGUGUUGGAGUAUGAAACCAAGGGUCAAUACAAAGGCAUCACAUACACUGAUAUGAAAGUAAAUACUAAAGAAUUUGAUCUGUGAAGUUAAGGCAGAUUGUUCUUGGCUGGAUUUUAUCUGAUUUUACCAGCAACGUAUCAGUUGAUCUACCUUUGAUCAUGUUUUGUUUUGACUUCCCUUCAACGGGUCCAUUUCAAAUGACUCUUUCUUUGCUCAAUGAUUUUAAACAGGGGAAAUAUAUACUCAGCAUUGUCUUUUCCAGAUAAUCUUUUCUGAUUCUGUUACAAAAUAUUCAUAUAGCUUCAUUCAUUUUGUAAUCAUCACUACUAACAAAUUAUCUCAUUUAUUUGAUGUUUAAUCAACUAUUUAAUAAAAGCAUUGCAUUUUAAAUGAA
This is a messenger RNA of Labeo rohita (rohu), 1318 nucleotides long. Its product is annotated as aerolysin-like protein. Bases 61 to 1008 code for a protein of 315 amino acids. The record is from RefSeq and is a predicted model, not a curated record. The transcript is spliced from 2 exons. Gene Ontology annotation, cellular component: extracellular region. Lineage: Eukaryota; Metazoa; Chordata; Actinopteri; Cypriniformes; Cyprinidae.